AUGUGCUCACCGACCAUGCCUCGAAACAAAGACCGCUUCUACCUCGCCCUCUACACCCGCGCUGCUUCCACAAAGCCCGUGAUGCCGGGCAAAGAAGACAAAUACCACUGGGCUUUCCUAAUCGGUCCCAAACAUGAGAACAAGUCUUCGCAAGGCACGAAAUGUCAUGCCAAAGACGUUGUCAUCAUUGACGAGACCAAAGACAAGUACACGAUCAGGACAGAAUACCAUUUUGAGGAGCGCAAAGUCUGGUUGACGGCGGUGGACAUGAUCGUCGUUCGCCUUCUCCUCGGGAAAGUGCUCGACAAAGAACGAUUGAUGGACGUUCUCCGGGGCACGAGAGUGAAAAAGCACAGCGACGCCGGCGGGUGGAACAGCGUUAGCUGGACCAAGGACGUCCUCGACAGACUUACCCGUGAAGACGGCAUUCUGGGAGCAAGCGUCAUAGAGUGGGAAACAGUUCGGCAUUCAGCAUUGUGGUACAUUGAGGAGAAAACGGCACAACACCGAUUCGACGGCAAAGCGAUCGGGACGUUCGAUAAGACGAAGGUGCCGACUUGGGAUCUGGUGAAUGAUAUUGAGCUUGAACCAUGA
This is a messenger RNA of Cercospora beticola, 594 nucleotides long. RefSeq lists its product as uncharacterized. The record is from RefSeq and is a predicted model, not a curated record. NCBI's taxonomy places the organism in Eukaryota, Fungi, Ascomycota, Dothideomycetes, Mycosphaerellales, Mycosphaerellaceae.